ACACUGAAAUGAUCACUCAAGUUCCUGAGUCAACUCGACCACUUCUAAGACAGAUUGAAGCUAUGCAGGAGACCGCUGCAAGAAGAGCUGAAGCCUGGGCUGGCGUGGAAAAUGCACUAAACUCUCGCUUGCAGGAGGCAGAAGCCAAAGCUGCAGCUGCAGAAGAAAAGGAACGAACCCUAAAUGAACGCCUAUCUCAAAACUUAUCUCGGAUUACUGUUCUUGAGACUCAGAUUGCCUGUAUCAGAACAGAGCAGACACAACUAAGUAGGUCACUUGAAAAGGAAAGGCAAAGGGCAUCUGAAAGCAGACAAGAAUAUCUAGCAGCAAUAGAAGAAGCUGCUACUCAAGAGGGCCGUGCCAAGCAAUUUGAAGAAGAACUCAAGGAGAUAAGAAAUAAACACAGAAGGGAGUUACAGGAUGAGGUGGUUCACAGAGAACUUUUGGAAAAGGAGCUCGAAAGGGUAAGAGCUGCCAAAGAUGAACUGGAAAAAACUAUUUCUCAUGAAUCGAUUCCAGUUGCAAAUCAAAAUUCAACCAAAAACUUACAGAUUAGGAAGCUUUCAACUGCUGGGAGCUCCAGUAGUAUGGAAGAAAGCUUUUUCUUGCAAGCGUCUUUGGACUCAUCAGAUAACCCUUUCUCAGAGAAAAGGCACUCUGGGGAAGCAAUGGUUUCUCCAUAUUUCCUGAAGAGCAUGACACAUAGUACUUAUGAAGCAUCAUUACGCCAGAAGGAUGGUGAACUUGCAUCAUACAUUUCACGCUUGGCUUCUUUGGAAGCUAUUCGUGAUUCUCUCGCUGAAGAACUAGUCAAAAUGACAGAGGAGUGUGAAAAGCUGAGAGCAGAAGCUGCAGCUUUACCUGGGUUAAGAGCAGAGUUAGAAGCCUUGCGACGAAGGCAUUCAGCGGCACUGGAACUUAUGGGUGAACGUGAUGAAGAGUUGGAGGAACUUCGAGCCGAUAUCAUCGACCUGAAGGAGAUGUACCGAGAACAAGUGGAUUUGCUUGUGAACAGGCUUCAGAGAGUAACCUCAUCAGUUGGUGUGAACUAGCGAUACGCUGCAAAUACGCAUCCGUUGCUGAACGUGAUCGAUCUGUUUGGUGAUACAAAAUUUUGACUGCCUUUCGAAUUGUAAUCAACUCUCUUGGUCGGCCCCUUCUUUGUAUUUGCUGUAGUGGUAUACGAUGUAACGAAUUCAGAAUGGAAUGUGAAGUUGAAUUGCCGUAUAUCUUUAUCACUUCGUAUAUGUGAAAUAAUACUUUUUGGAGUUUUGUUGUUGA
This is a messenger RNA of Zingiber officinale, 1281 nucleotides long. RefSeq names its product golgin candidate 5-like. The record is from RefSeq and is a predicted model, not a curated record. The transcript is spliced from 10 exons. Bases 9 to 1052 code for a protein of 347 amino acids. Lineage: Eukaryota; Viridiplantae; Streptophyta; Magnoliopsida; Zingiberales; Zingiberaceae.